GAAGUUAAACAAAAAGUCCCAUUUCCAAAUUAAAAUUGUUUACUUUUAAAGUUUGAAUUGGUUAAAAUAAAAACAAUAAUAUGACGGAAGUCAUACCAAAUACUUUUAAGCACGAGACGAUAAUAAGUGUAGAUAAAUGUUUAUUAAAUCCAUUAAAAGAUCCCGAAACAAAGUGUGGAGAAGUUAUUUUAUUAGCCAACACAAACUUCUGGUUUGCUUGUGGUUUUUGCCAGGAACGUUUUAUUAAUGUGUUCACGUUUAUAAAUCACAUAAAAGACGAGCAUAUUCCGGAAGUUAAAAUUGAGCCUCUGCAAGAUGCUCCCACAUUAACUAAUGCACCCUUAAACUACAACGACAACGAUAAUGAAAAUGAUAAUGAUGAUGAUGAUGACGAUGAAAAAAGUUUUAUAGACUUAGAAGCAGGAGUUGCAUCGCCGAGUUCUGAGGACAAUGAAAAACCAGAAGAUGACAAAGAAGAUAUUAAGACUAUUAUUGAUAAAGAAACAAAUUUAGAAACAAUUCCAGAAUUAAAACCGGAAGAUGAACAAAGCUGUAAACAAAUUGAGGAAGUGUUAACCGAAGAAAUUAAGGUUCCACGAAGACGAGGAAGAAAGAAAGCAUUAUAUGAACCAUUAAUUUCGAUUUCGCGAAAGAGGACAACAGCAUCUGAGAAUGUAGAUAAGAAAAAAGAUGAGAACACUCAGAACGACUCGGACCCAGAGACCAAGAUAGAGAAAAAGGAGGAUAGUCCAGAGCCCACGGAUAAGAAGUCCAAAAAAAAGUAUUACCGCAAAAAGAAUGUCUUCCCUUGUCCAAUUUGUAAGGAAAACAUCACCGAUGGCAGAUCUCUUAAGAAGCACAUUCGAUCACACAAUGAAGGUGGCAACGAGAACCGUUUUCAAUGCGAGGAAUGCGGCAAAUGCUACAAGAAUUCAUUCAAUUUAAAAACUCACUCCAUCAUCCACUCGGGAACGCGUCCAUUUAAGUGUGAGUUUUGCGACGUUGGAUUCUCACAUCCUAACUCCCUAAAAACCCAUCGCUUUUUACACACUGGCGACAGGCCUUACAAAUGCGACCAGUGCGACAAAUCGUUUGUUUCCAAUAGCAGUCGCAAAGUUCAUAUGAGACAGCAUACCGGCGAGACGCCCUAUGUGUGUCAAUACUGCGGAAAAGGUUAUACCAUCAAAAGUAACUUCGACAUUCACGUGCGGAGGCAUACAGGCCAACGAAAUUUCCAAUGCAACCAAUGCAAUAAGGGAUUCUUUAAUAAAGAGACCCUCGUUAAUCAUAUAGCCUGCCACACCGGAGAAAAGAACUUUGUUUGUGAUGUCUGUUCGAAUAGGUUUUCUCGAAGAAAAGAUCUGGUCGAACAUAGGAAAUUGCAUUUGGAUCACAAAUAUUAUUCGUGUAAGGUGUGUGGCAAAGAAUUUUCGCAAUACUCUGGUUUGUACUCGCAUAUGCGACAGCACAAGAAUAAAGAUAAGGAACAGUAGUUAAGGAUAAGAAAUACACAUAAUUUUAACUUAGAUUAA
Molecule: messenger RNA, 1532 nt
Organism: Eupeodes corollae
Lineage: Eukaryota; Metazoa; Arthropoda; Insecta; Diptera; Syrphidae
Product: zinc finger protein 391-like
Exons: 1
Coding region: 81-1493 (470 amino acids)
Cellular component (GO): nucleus
Source: RefSeq, a predicted model, not a curated record